Molecule: messenger RNA, 4642 nt
Organism: Entelurus aequoreus (snake pipefish)
Lineage: Eukaryota; Metazoa; Chordata; Actinopteri; Syngnathiformes; Syngnathidae
Gene: flvcr2a
Product: FLVCR choline and putative heme transporter 2a
Exons: 12
Coding region: 157-1692 (511 amino acids)
Biological process (GO): heme export; transmembrane transport
Cellular component (GO): membrane
Molecular function (GO): heme binding; heme transmembrane transporter activity
Source: RefSeq, a predicted model, not a curated record
CCAUGCUGGGGCAGCUGGCGAGCUCCCUGGCUCAGGUCUUCAUCUUAGGGAUGCCCUCUCGCCUGGCCUCGGUGUGGUUCGGCGCCGAUGAAGUGUCCACCGCCUGCUCCGUUGGAGUUUUUGGCAAUCAGUUGAUUACAGAAGGAGGGGAGGAACAUGAGCAGUCAGGAGGAGCUCUGUUCUGACUGGAUGGACAGCCACGAUGGAUCCUCUCCGACUAGAAAAGCCAGAACCAAUUUGGGACGAUUUAAUGGUCAACUCUCCCUGGGAAAUGCCAGCCUCAUAUCGAACUCCUCCAUUCAGGACACCUCACAGAUCUUCCCACUUAUGGAGACCAAGUUGUACAAGCGCCGUUGGGUCAUGCUCUUCCUCUUUUGCAUCUACUCAAUGAGCAACGCCAUGAUGUGGCUGCAGUACGGCAUCAUCGGAAACAUUUUUAAGCACUUUUAUGAUAUCGACAGCUUGUCCCUAGACUGGCUCUCCAUGAUUUAUUUCUUCACCUACAUCCCUCUCAUCGCGCCUGUCACAUGGAUGCUGGAGAACCGAGGCCUCAGGGAAGUGAUCAUGGUGGGCUCUGCCUUUAAUUGCAUCGGUGCUUGGAUCAAAACCAGCACGGCUCACCCAGACACAUUCGCUGUCACCUUCUUCGGACAGUUUGUGUGUUCAGUGGGUACUGUUUACAUCCUUGGAAUUCCAUCCAGACUUGCCUCUCUGUGGUUUGGGCAGCAGGAGGUUUCCACUGCUUGUUCCAUUGGUGUUUUGGGAAACCAGAUGGGCAUUGCCAUCGGGUUUCUGAUCCCGCCCAUCCUUGUGCCUAAUGUAGACGAUAUGGAUGAGCUGGCACGCCACAUUAAAGUCAUGUUCUACAUCAGCGCUGGAGUGGCCACUGUUAUCUUUAUCCUUGUGGUCAUUGUGUUUCAGGAGAAACCAGAGCUCCCUCCCACACAGGCUCAAGCUCAGGCUAGGUGCAUCCCCCCAGAGCAGUAUUCCUACGUGGGUUCCAUUUGGAGGCUACUGUGCAACAAGCCCUUCAUGCUGCUGGUUCUCAGCUAUGGACUCAAUGUUGGCUGUUUUUAUGCUGUCUCUACACUUCUGAACCGAAUGAUCAUUGAACACUAUCCAGGAGAAGAGGUAAAUGCAGGCAGGAUUGGUCUGACCAUUGUCAUUGCGGGCAUGGUGGGGUCACUCAUAUGUGGUAUUUGGUUGGACAAGACAAAAACCUACAGGCAGACUACGCUGGCCGUGUAUGUCCUCUCCCUCAUUGGGAUGCUGGUGUACGCCUUCACCCUCAACCUGGGUUACUUGUGGGUGGUGUUCGUUACAGCUGGAGUUUUAGGCUUCUUCAUGACAGGUUACCUUCCUCUGGGCUUUGAGUUUGCAGUAGAACUUACCUAUCCAGAAUCAGAGGGAACCUCAUCAGGACUCCUCAACUGUUCAGCUCAGAUCUUUGGAAUCAUCUUCACCAUUUCCCAGGGAAAGAUAAUAGACAGAUGGGGUACUUUGGCGGGAAACAUCUUCCUGUGCAUCUUUCUGCUGAUAGGAACUGUGAUGACUGGCUUUAUCAAGUCUGACCUCCGGAGGCAGAAGGCCAACCUUCAGGCGGAUGGACAAAUCAGUCCUGCAGGUUCAGAGACGUCAGUGCAAGAGUUCGAAGGCACAUCUUGCAGCAGCCCCUGGCAGAGGCAGUCUUGACAUAAACCUAACAAAACACACCUAACAAGAAAAUGGCUGCUGUUCUAGAUGAAAGCAUCGCUCCCCCUGUAAUCUUGAAAUAAGAAAAGCUUUAAAUGGGGAAUACAAGAAGUAGUCGCCAUGCCUUGAUGAGGCUGAUUGGUCGCUGUACCAACCGACAAACCUGUUGGAUAUUUGUUGUACUGUGCAACACCAUAUGCCAUGAGGACAUGAACGUAACACUCUUUCAUACACUUACAAUGCACUUCAACCUCAAAUAUCUUCACAUUCCUUUUUUAUUUUUAUUUUUUAAACCUUUUGAAUUAGUGUCAAAUGUUGUGUUAUGUCACUACUAAUGAGCAAUAUUGUAAAGUUCCCCCCUAAUAGGCAAACUCGUUUGCUGCAUGUUGCACUAGUGGCUAGCAUUUCGGCCGCACUGUCAGGACAUUGAGGGGCAUCUUUGUGUGGAGUUUGCAGGUUCAAUGGAAUGUUUCCUCCCACAUCCCAUGUGAGGUUAAGUCUCUAAAUUGUCCAUAGGUGUCUAUAUGUUUUCUGUGAUUGACGGGGAACCAGUUCAGGGUGUAGCAAGCCUCUCACCCAAAGUCAGCUGGGAUAGGCUCCAGCGCACUCGUGACCCUAAUGAGGACAAGCGGUGUAGAAAAUUGAUAAAUAUUAAUCAGAGCUUGUUCAUGAGCAUCAAAUGUGUUUGUUCCACUUUUGACAAAAGAGUCGUUCAAACGGUCACUUUUCAUGACAUCAUUAAGGAAUAACCUUCCUGAUUGACAUGAACCGCCCCUAACGUGAUGAGCUGGUCCCAUUUAUACAGCCACCACUUUAAGGAGGACAGCGUUGUCAGAAAAACAAAGCAGGCCUCACUUCACAGCUUAAAAUAAAGCCUGGAGCUCUGCCAACAAACUGUCAAUCAGCUACACAGUUGGGGGCUGUACGUUUAUUUAGUUUUUAUUUAGCAAACAGGCCAACUUAGUUUGAGGUUGCUGUUAAAGUGAGUGUAAUGUUAGUAUUGUAGCUGACAUAGCUGUGCUAGUUAACAUUUUUGUCCUCCUGUCCCACUCCUUAAUUUUUUUAUAUCGUAUUUAAUAUUUGGCCUUUUUUACGGCGGAUAAGUGCAGGGUUACAGUGUCUAUGUAAAAAGUAGAUAAAGUGCACACUUGCUCUUCAUGAGGCAGACACUGUGAUCAUCAUGCUACUGUAUAUAAUAGGAGGGCUCAAAAAAUCGAUUCACAUCCAAAUUGCGAUUUUUGUUUAUUUUGACUCUAAAUCGAUUCAUAAUUUUUAAGCCAAAACUAAAUUGUAUGCCAACAGCCAAGCGUAGCUUUUGUAACCUGUUUUGAAAAGGUUUUGUUAUGAUUUAUAUACCAAAUAAUAUAUUACAAAAAUCGUGUUGAAUCUGAUACUGAAUAGAAUCGUCACCCCAAAAAUCAGAAUUAAAUUUAAUUGAAUUGUUGGGUGGCCAAAUAUUCUCCCACCUCUACUGGACAAACACAGCACAUUAUAAUUAAAGCUACUUUUCAAAUACAGUAGGACCUUAAUUUAUGAGAUUAAUUGGUUAAUAUGAUGAGCUCCUGACACACCAGUGUCUCAAAUCGUCUCCUAUAAAUUAAAAUCAAUAUAAUUGAUGCUUGCAAAAACAGCACAAUUUUAACAUCUAAAAUGUCCUUUUAAAAUAGAAACUAUCUUUAAGAUAAGAAAUAUUGAAUGAAAAACAAACUACAGUAGUUGUAGCAAGUAAUGAAAUAAUACAGUAUUUAUCUUGGAGAGUGGACUGCUACAGUAUCUCUUUUUGAGCUGCUUCUCCGUCAAAUACCAUCAGCAGCUUCUCCAUAUUUUUUAUGGAUACGUUUCGGCCAUUCAUAUAUUAUUUUAACAAUCUCUGGUUGCUUUGUCAACUCAUUCUGCUUUACUAUGGUGCACUAGUAGUGAUCUGCUGAAAUGUCUUUAAUUCAAUGAACCUCAACUUCUUUUGGUAUUCUCAGCACUGUCCUUCACAUUCACUUUCUUCAUUCCCAUGGUUAGAAAACAGUUAUGUCAAUAUCUUGCUGUAAGCUAAUGCUAGCGAAUAAGGCCGGAUGUUGUGGUCGGCUCUUACAAGGUUGACUAACAUUUGCUAUCCCGACAAAGAGCAAUCAUGCAUUUAACAAUUUUUUUUACCUGCAACUUAAGGCAUAACAUUUAGCCGAAAGACUGUUCUUAUCUCAAAACACCCUUAAGUUAGGGCACUCUUAAGUUGAGGUACCACUGUACACCUUCUUGGGGUCAUUUAGAAAUGUUAGAAAACCGUAGAAUAUGGACCUUUUAAUGUGGUUCAACCUUUUCUUUGUUGAAGCUUUUAUUUUAAGUACUGUUUUUAGAACAUUUAACAAGGACAGCUGUGUUUUACUGUCAUGUCAGCUGGAAGGCUUUCUGCCUGCCAUAGGACGUAUUACCUCUGAAUUCUACUGAUUGCAAUAUCUGAUGCUGUGCAUCUUGUGUACACUUAGUAGUAGUUUUGUCCUUGCUUUUCUAGAAGUGACCUCUUCAGGACCUGGAAGACAGAAGAAGAAACUUGAGGAUAUAUUUCUGCUUCACUAUGCAAGAGGAAGAGGCACAUUGGUCAUUUUGCACAAGAAUAUCAAUAUAUUUUAUUUAGUCAAUUGUGCUUUACUAUUACACCCGUUACUCAAGUAAACUAGUAGUGUGCAUAGUUGGUUUUAAACUUGUUUUAUUUAAUAUGUUGUGGCUCGUUUGUUGUCUUGUGAUUUCUUUUCUCCCCCCCCCAAAGAUGAUGUAAUUGUUAGUGGUGCUAAUUUAUCAUAUUGUGGAAUUUAAGGACAAAGCUGUGGAGUAGCUUUGACAGAGCUUGUCAUUUAAACACAUUCAAUAAAGUAUACUUCAAGUAAUUAUCUGACUUUUGACUGGAGUGGAAUGAUUUUCAUGACACUCGAAGUAAACACGAAUGAGUGCAGUUUCUUUU